Drepanopeziza brunnea f. sp. 'multigermtubi' MB_m1 is the source of this 510-nucleotide messenger RNA. RefSeq lists its product as uncharacterized. NCBI's taxonomy places the organism in Eukaryota, Fungi, Ascomycota, Leotiomycetes, Helotiales, Drepanopezizaceae. The record is from RefSeq and is a predicted model, not a curated record.
AUGGGCGACAAAACCGCUUUCUUCUACGGCACUCUGAUGGCCCGCGAGAUCCUCCACCGCGUCCUCUACGGCCCCUCCUUCAGCCUCACCUCCCCCUCGCACGCGCCGUCCCAGCUCCUCGCCUCCCAGCUGACCAUCACGCCGGCCCUCCUCCCCUCCUACUGCCGGCACAAGGUCCGCCACGCCGACUACCCGGGCAUCGUAGCCUCCCCGGCCCACGAGGUGCGCGGCACCUACGUGACGGGCCUGACGGCCGCCGACGUCUGGAAGCUCGACCGCUUCGAGGGCGACGAGUACGCGCUGGAGGACGUCACCGUCACCCUGCUUGCGGACGAGGAGGGGAAGGGGGAGGGGAAGAAGGGGGAGCAGCGGACGACCAAGAGCUAUGUGUAUACGGCUGGCCGCCAUAGGCUGGAGGAUGAGGAGUGGGAUUAUGAGGUUUUUCGCAGGGAGAAGCUGUGGCGCUGGACAGGGCAGGGGAGCGACGAGGAGUAUAAGGGUGAGUGGUAA